This is a messenger RNA of Nerophis lumbriciformis (worm pipefish), 1467 nucleotides long. NCBI's taxonomy places the organism in Eukaryota, Metazoa, Chordata, Actinopteri, Syngnathiformes, Syngnathidae. The record is from RefSeq and is a predicted model, not a curated record.
AUGACAGAUUCAAACUUAAGGAACGACAGCAACGAAGCUCUAAAUGGAUCGAAUGUGGAUCUUAUCUUUCCCAACGACAGCACAACAGCGUGUUUGAACUUGACAUUGGACUUUCGAUCCGUGUGGCUGGGGCUUUUUCUCGCCUUAUUUAUUCUGGUGGCGAUCGUGGGAAACAUUUUGGUCAUUCUGUCCGUGUUGUGCAACAGCCACUUGCAGACGGUGACCAACUUCUUUAUAGUGAACUUGGCCAUGGCGGACCUGCUGCUAAGCAUCGUGGUGCUGCCUUUCUCCGCCUCUCUUGAGGUUCUGGGCUGCUGGGUGUUCGGCCGGGUGUUCUGCAACAUCUGGGCGGCGGUGGACGUGCUGUGCUGCACAGCCUCCAUCCUCAGCUUGUGCAUCAUCUCUGUGGACCGCUACAUCGGCGUCAAACACUGCCUCAAGUACCCAAGCAUCAUGACCGAGAGGAGGGCGGGUGUCAUCCUGGUUCUGGUGUGGGUGUCGUCGGUUGUCAUCUCUGUUGGACCGCUCCUGGGCUGGAAAGAACCACCUCCCGUGGACGAGAGCAUCUGUAGAAUCACCGAGGAGCCAGGAUACGCGCUCUUCUCCUCCCUCUUCUCCUUCUACCUUCCGCUCCUGGUCAUCCUCAUUAUGUAUUUUCGGGUUUACGUGGUGGCCCGUAGGACAACCAGAAGUCUGGAGGCAGGUGUUAAGCGGGAACGAGACAAGUCCAUGGAGGUGGUUCUGAGGAUCCACUGCCGCAGCGUGUUGGAGGAUACGCGCGCGGUCAGCUCCAAAAGCAACAAGCAGCACCCGUUCAGGGGCUCGCUCUCCGUGCGCCUCAUGAAGUUCUCGAGGGAGAAAAAAGCGGCCAAAACCCUCGCCAUCGUCGUGGGGAUGUUUAUUCUGUGUUGGAUGCCUUUUUUCUUCUUUUUGCCCAUGGGAGCCUUCUUUCCAGCGAUGAAGCCAUCAGAGACAGUAUUUAAGGUGGUCUUUUGGCUGGGCUACUUCAACAGCUGCAUCAACCCCAUGAUCUACCCUUGCUCCAGCAAAGAGUUCCAGCGGGCUUUCACCCGCCUCCUCAGGUGUCACUGUCACCGCAGACGAAGGGCUCUGCGUCGCUUCUACGACCAGAAGUGGCGCUCGGCUGUCAAGGGAAUAGCAUUGGAACAAACAGGACAACACGAGUGUGGCUAUACCGUGCAAAGCUCCUGUGGCAGCUCUUUGAUAAGCAAGCCAGGGGGGAGUUUAAAGAGAUGGAACCUGUUUCCACCGCUGCAAAAGUCCUCUUUUCAGCUCAAAGAAACAGUGAACAAUCUCUCAAAUAAAAUCAAAGGAGGCACAGGGCGAGGCGGCACACCUGCAGUGGUCGAUGGAGUUUCAAAGGGGAUUUACAACGUGUGUGAACAAAGCAGCUACAGCAUUUAUGACUUGACUGAGUGUUACGGCCUGAAAGAGACGAACAUUUGA